Messenger RNA from Salvia splendens (bonfire salvia), 709 nucleotides. Its product is annotated as LOB domain-containing protein 1-like. The transcript has 2 exons. The record is from RefSeq and is a predicted model, not a curated record. Bases 20 to 538 code for a protein of 172 amino acids. NCBI's taxonomy places the organism in Eukaryota, Viridiplantae, Streptophyta, Magnoliopsida, Lamiales, Lamiaceae.
UCCAAAGCCAACCCCUCCGAUGCAUCGCCCCAACACCGUCUCCGCCUCCACGGCGAUCCUCACACCGUGCGCGGCUUGCAAGACCCUCAGGCGCCGCUGCGCCGACAAAUGCGUGUUGGCGCCCUACUUCCCUCCCAAUGAGCCUCAGAAAUUCGCCAUUGCUCACCGGAUUUUCGGAGCUAGCAAUAUUAUUAAACUGCUCCAGGAAAUUCCAGAAGAUCAAAGAGGAGAUGCUGUGACCAGUGUGGUCUAUGAAGCCAAGGCUAGGUUAAGGGACCCAAUCUACGGGUGCGUCGGCACGAUUUGUCAUCUCCAGAAGCAGGUCGACGCGCUUCGGGUCGAGCUAGCCCAAUCACAAGCUGAAGUAUUGAACAUGCAAUGCCAAAAUGCAAAUUUGGUGGAUCAAUUUUGCAAAAACAUGGAAACUAAAGAAGUUCAUGAGAAUUCAUCAACCCUUGAUGAUGAAAUGCAAUAUCAUGGGAAUCCCACAUUGUAUUUUGACGAAGGAAUAAUGGGGAACUCGCCUCUUUGGACAUGAUGCAUAUAUAUUGAAAAGAAGUAUAGUAAUUACUAAAAAAAUAACCUCAAAUGAUUAGUUUGAGUAUUAUUAUAAUUAGUUGUUUAUUUUCCCUUUUUAUAAUAGGUAGUAACUAGAUUUACUACUGUCGUUAAUUUUUCCUAUAAAAUAAUUUGGACAAUAAAUUUUAUA